Messenger RNA from Neurospora crassa OR74A, 1287 nucleotides. RefSeq lists its product as hypothetical. The record is from RefSeq and is a predicted model, not a curated record. NCBI's taxonomy places the organism in Eukaryota, Fungi, Ascomycota, Sordariomycetes, Sordariales, Sordariaceae. The transcript has 4 exons. Bases 407 to 718 code for a protein of 103 amino acids.
GCACCGCUCACCACGCCCACCUCGAUACCCAUUUCCCACGCCCAUUGCACGCGUAUCCGCAUCACCGCGCAAUCAAACAGCCUCAUCCUCAGCAAAAAAUCAGUCAAGUACGUUUUGUCGCUUGUGUGGCAUUCAUUGAUGCUUCGACGACGCAGCAUGCCUGCCCUUUCCAUCAACAAUUGCAUGCCAAUUGUCGACAGUUACGGGUGCCGCACUCGCUCUGGCCAACGAGCAUACACAUCCGCAUAUCCUGCUCGUGUUUUUCGCUCUGCAGCUUGUCUGAAGUUGGACAAGCCGCAGUUUACCAACGAAACCCGUGGGCUUGAUCAGUCAAUUCAUACGCGCCGCGAUACAAUCUCUUGUUAACCCAAUCCUAACAGUAUUCUUAACCUGCAGAUUAGACAAUAUGCCCAAGGCCGCCGCCAAAAGCAAGACCACCGGCAAGGUCGAGAAACGCCGCGCGAAGAAGGACCCCAACGCCCCGAAGCGUGGCCUCUCUGCCUACAUGUUCUUUGCCAAUGAGCAGCGUGAGAAUGUCCGUGAAGAGAACCCAGGCGUUUCUUUCGGUCAGGUUGGCAAGAUCCUUGGAGAAAGGUGGAAGGCUCUCAGCGACAAGCAGCGUGCCCCCUACGAGGCCAAGGCUGCUGCCGACAAGAAGCGCUAUGAGGACGAGAAGCAGGCGUACAACGCCGAGGCCGACGAGGAGGAGUCUUCCUGAAUGAACCCUUCUCGCCGACUCGAUUGCGCUCGCCGAAAUUCAGUCUUGAAAAUUUCACGUUGAUAUUUGACCGGAGCAAGACACUGCGAUCAGCAAACGAGGCUUUCUUUACUUGACCUUGUAUUUUGGGACGGACGGUGUUGUUACGGUGCCAAGGGAUUUCCUUUUUUACGCCAUGGUUUGCACGAGCUUUGCUAUGAUCAAGGGACAAAGCUAUCCCUCCAUUGGGGGACCUAUCGAAUCAGUCAGCUUAUUCGCUGGCUAGCUUGUACAACAAAUCUCAGUUUUUGAUAUUCGGGAACAGGUGCGCACGCAAUGGCAGGGGAUCAAGAGUUGCCAUGGAUGGACUUGCACGAUUGCGCGGCCAACGAUGAUGUAUCGCCCACGUCGUAUAAGGGUUCAAAUACUGGUUGACGCUUUUUUUUUUUUGGGGGGGGGGGGGGGCGGCGCGGAACUGGUUAAUAUAGGCUACUGCUCGAACGAUCAAACAGCCCCAUUUGGCGCAGUUGCUGUUGUUUGUCGCAAGAUUAUAUACUUCCUAGAAUUCGGUCAAGACAAGUGAUUCAAUG